CCCUCUUUCUCUUUUUUUUUUUCUUACGUUCCUUCCUUUCUUUUUAAUAUAUAUAAUAAUUAAAAUGGAUCAUGCCGCACAUGAUGAAUCUCUUAAUUCUGCUUGGCUUCAUGGAUCUUUGACUGAAGAGCAACUAGCACAACUAACACCAGAACAAUUAGAAAGAUAUCAAAAACAACUAGAAUAUAACAAUGAACAUAAAGGACAUGAAGCUCAGCAUGAGUUGAUGGCCUUUAUAUUAUUGUUUGCACUCUUUGCAUCACAGUUUGUAAUCUUGUAUUGGAAGAAAAAGCAUUACAAAUCAUAUCAAGCUAUCAGUCUAGGGGGAUUAUACACCUUUCCUCUACUCUUUGGUAUCUAUGGUGGAUGGCAUCGAUUUAUAGUGAUUUGGGUUGUAUUCUCUAUAGUGAAUGGUUAUGUCAUCUAUAAGGCAACUAGACAACCAUUAGAGGCAAUGACACCAAGAAUGGUAUAUAAAUGGUAUACGGUAGUUUAUAAUACAUCCUUUGUGAUUGGAUUAAUUGGAUACAUCAUCAUCCUCGGUGUAUUUUUCGGAUUUGCAGCUCUCUUUUCAGCUGGACCUGGUGUGAUGCAAACAGGAUUACUGAUGUUGAGCUAUGGCCUUUAUUUUGGAGUACUAGGAAGAGAUUUUGUAGAGAUUUGUACGGAUAGGAUGGCGGCAACGAUUGGAUAUUACUCAAAAGAGGGGUUACCUAACAAAUACCUGGGAGAAGGUAUUUGUGCUGUAUGUGGAUAUGGUACUUCUGUUGCGCCUGGCAUGGUUGAAAAGCCAAUGUUUGAGGAUGAUCCUGUUCACCAGUUGACGUGUAAGCAUGUAUUUCAUGAAAAGUGUAUACGUGGAUGGGUUUUGAUUGGCAAAAAGGAUAUUUGUCCUUAUUGUAAAGAAAAGGUCAAUUUGAAUGAAUUCAAGCGUAAUCCAUGGGAUACACAACAGCAACUUUAUCUUAAUUUGUUAGAUGGUGUAAGAUAUUUAAUCGUCUGGCAACCAAUCAUCUUUGCAGCAGUUCACCUAUUUUACUAUUUAUUUGGAUUAGAAUAACAACAAUAAAACUGAUCAUUAUUGUUGCAUGAUAUUUUUGCAUAAAGUGAACAAAAAAAAAAAGGACAGCAAAACAGCGCUC
Messenger RNA from Rhizopus microsporus ATCC 52813, 1142 nucleotides. RefSeq lists its product as uncharacterized. Gene Ontology annotation, molecular function: ubiquitin protein ligase activity; metal ion binding. The record is from RefSeq and is a predicted model, not a curated record. Bases 65 to 1060 code for a protein of 331 amino acids. The transcript is spliced from 6 exons. Gene Ontology annotation, cellular component: endoplasmic reticulum membrane; Golgi membrane. NCBI's taxonomy places the organism in Eukaryota, Fungi, Mucoromycota, Mucoromycetes, Mucorales, Rhizopodaceae.